This is a messenger RNA of Meleagris gallopavo (turkey), 2913 nucleotides long. The record is from RefSeq and is a predicted model, not a curated record. NCBI's taxonomy places the organism in Eukaryota, Metazoa, Chordata, Aves, Galliformes, Phasianidae.
UUACAGAAUCCCGAGAGAAGUGUGGACUGAGGAACACAUACAAGCAUUCUUGGAAAGAAACCUACCUUCCACCUCUGGUGGAGAGCCACAGAUCCCUGAGAAGAAGACACGGCUACAUUGCAGGUUCUCCUGGGAAAGUUGCAAAAAGAUCAUAUACAAGAGGCUCCCUAUCCUGAAUUGGCUUUUUCCUAUCAGUUCAGAGAAUGGAUCUUGAAGGACCUCCAUGCAGGCCUAAGUGUUGGGUUAGUUCAGGUUCCUCAAGGGCUAUUAGGAGUUUGGCUGGCUGGCUUACCUCUUCCAACAAUCAAUGGCUUCCUUUCUGCAUUCUGCUGCUCAAUGCUCUAUGUUGUAUUUGGAAGUUCACAUCACAUCUCAAUUGGCUCAUUCAGCAUCCUAAAUCUAGUGGUGAAAAAUAUUCUUAAGUCCGUUGAUCUCAACAAAACUUUGUCCUUCAACAGUUCACUGGUCAAUUUUUCAGACCCUACACUUUUGAAAGGUUACAUGGAGACCUUGACGCUCACUGCGUCAGUGACAUUUAUGACUGGCAUAAUUCAGUUGCUGCUAGGCUGCUUCUGCCUGAAGUCUGUAACAGCAUACUUGCCACAGGCUCUCAUUGAUGCUUACCUCUCUGCAGCAGCAUUGCUUGUCAUUGUAUCACAGUUCACUUUUAUCUUUGACGUUGUGCUUGACUUCCAUAAUGACUCUCAAGACAUUUUCUAUAAUGUAUUCUAUUAUUUACUGGCUCUCCCAAAGUCUAAUGCCACCAGCAUACUGCUAUUUUUGCUUAGCAUGGCCAUACUACAAAUCAGUAAAACUAUCAGGAUAACUUACCUCUAUAGUCCUGUUGCAUUUCCUAUGGAGCUUCUCUUGAUCAUCACAGCCACCAUUAUUGCCAAUUGUGUUCAUCUUCAUGCUGAAUCUAGCAGUGCUGUGGUCAGUAUGAUUCCUCAGAGGUUUCUACCUCCUACACUGCCAGAUUUAUCAAACCUGAGCAAGAUCAUCUUGCAUGCUUUCUCCCUUGCUAUUGUAAGCUGCUUCCUUCUUGUUUUUAUUGGAGAGAAGUAUGCUUUGCUUCAUAACUACAGCAUUUCCAGCAGUCAGGAACUAAUAGCUGUGGGGCUUUGCAAUAUUUGCAGUUCAUUUUUCAGAAGCUUUGCUGUCAGUUGUGCUAUUUCUGGAACUGUCAUUCAAGAGAAGACAGGUGGAACAACCCAGAUAGCAGCACUGAUGGGAGCAUCUAUAAUGCUGGUGAUUGCAUUGAAACUAGGACACUUUUUCCAGAUGAUACCUAAUAGUGUGCUGGCUGCUGUUGUAGUAUUUAACAUGCUACCUUUUCUUGAAAAAUUUCUGGACAUUCCUACCCUGUGGAGAAAGGAUAAGUAUCAUUUAGCAAUUUGGCUUGGAACUUUUGCUGCAGUGCUUUGUCUUGGUCUUGAUAUUGGUUUACUGAUCGCCCUGGCAAUUGCAUUCUUCAUACUCAGCAUCAGGUCACACAGAAUGAAGAUGAUGGAGCUGGGACAGAUUCCAAACACGAAUAUUUAUAGAAGUUUAUCCACCUGCAGAGCUGCAAUGGAGAUUGAUGGUGUCAAAAUCUUCCAGUGCUGUUCUUCCAUUUCUUUUGCAAAUAUGAAUAACUUCAAAAAUUACUUGUUACACAAGAUGGACAUGAAAACAGUGCCUCUAAAUCCAAGUGAAAUGAGGGCCUUAGUUUCAUCUAGUCUGUCUGAUAUUUCAGUGGAAAGCAAAGAUUUUAAAUGCUCUUGUGUCUGUGAUCCACCUUUACCACCACCUCGGAUACCAUAUACAGAGAAACUGGUGAAGUCAUGUCAUGUAGACGGUAAUUCCACAUCAUCUUCAGUUCACUUGGUACGUUGGUCAAAGUAUGGAGUUAGACAGAACUAUGGGAUGCUCUUGCUGGGAGCAGCUAAUGCACAGUCUGCAUCUCCAGGCAUUAACACACAGCUUCAGCCUGAAAAGAAUGAGGAUGAAGGGAAACAAACUGGUGUUCCACCGAGCUCUGCAGUAGGUAAUACCUCAGCACUGUUUGAUCAGGAAGAACAGCCAGUGCAUUUGCCAGGUCCAGUUCACACCAUUAUUUUGGACUUCAGUAUGGUCCAGUUUGUGGAUUUGCAAGGUUCAGACUUACUGCGACAGAUCUUCCAUAUGUUUUUCAAUAUCGGCAUUACGGUCCUUGUAGCUGGCUGCCACUCCUCUGUGAUAGCAGCCUUUGAGAAGAACGAGUUCUUUGACAGCUGUGUCACCAAAGAACUGUUCUUUCUAACUCUUCAUGAUGCUCUGCUGGCUGCUUUGGCGAGGCAUCAAAAGCCAGAUGAGAUAGAACUUACUGCAGAAGAGCAUGCUGAAAAGCUACAAGCUGAAGAUGAGAUGGUAGAGUAUUUAGCUUACAUGACCCCGCAUGGGACAAGGAAUAGAAGUGUAACAGCAACACGUGAAUUACAACUACUGGGGAAUUGGGAUUUCAGUAGAAGGAAGAAAGGGGGAACAGGCAGAGGAAUGGAACCCGUCAUCCCCAGAGCUCACACAAGGAUUUUUCCGCCUUCCAAAAUCGCACCCACCUUUCCCUGCAAAUAUUUGUAUCUGAUGCCCGGCUGCGCUGUGCGGUUCUUGCCCAGUACUGAGCCGGACGGGUCGCGCUCCCCCUGCCGGCAUCCAGCAGCACCAGAGCCGCGGCUGCGGUGUGAGAGGUGUGCGGCAGCCCUGCGGGAGCUGCGGGAACCGCGUGAUGUUAAACGGUUGCUGACAGAGCUGGUUGUUGACAGAAGUUUUAAGGGAGAUGCAUCAACGUCUUUAUGACCAGUAGUGGGUCUGCACUCACAGCAAAAAAUCCCCCAACAGCCUAGCAGCCAACACAUUGCUUUUUGUGAUAAUUAUUAAACGAGUGUUAGUACUUAA